AUGAUCCCACCAGAUGCGAUCGAGAAGGUCUAUGCCUCGGAGAGCGGGGGCAUCAUCCCUCUGCAGUACGAAGGUGCACCUUUGAUGUCGGCUGGCUUCCUCCGGCCAGGCGACUUCGCGGCGGUGCGCGGGCCAAUGGCCUCCGCCAUGGUCCAGCAGAUGCUGACAACAACGGAGUGGGGCGACCUCGACGUACUGCUAAUUGACAUGCCACCGGGCACCGGCGACAUCCACCUCACUGUGGCACAGCAGGCCAAGGUUGAUGCGGCAAUUGUCGUGACUACGCCGCAAGUGCUUAGCCUCGUCGAUGUGGAGAAGGGCAUCCGCAUGUUCGACCAGGUCAAGAUCCCUACCGUUGCCAUCGUCGAGAACAUGUCCUUCUUCGUCUGUAGCAGCUGUGGCGCGCAGCAUGAGGUGUUCCAGCGCGGUGCUGGUGAAAAGCUGGCGGAAGAUUUCGGCAUCCAGCGCGUGUUCCGAUUCCCUCUGGACUCCGCGCUGUCGCGGCCAGGACUUCCCUACGUUCUGGCUGCAUCUGAAGGUGGGAGCAUUGACGAAUUCCGGCGCUUGGCUUCCGGGGCCGUGGCAGCCCUGGAGGAGCUCCGGACACGCUUCCAACCAGGCCUUCGCCUGGAGGUCAACGGUGCCCUUCUGAUCCUGAAGACUUCCGAGACUCAGGAGAUGGCGAUUCCGGCACGGGAGGUGCUUCUGGAGUGUCGGUCGGCCAAGAUGCGGGACGAGUUCACCGGAAAGCGACUUUUCCGGGAGGAGGACAUACCACAGAAUGUCGUUGCAACCAAAGUGAGCACUGCCGGCCGGUACGCUGUGAAUAUCGAUUGGUCCAACAGCCACAAGUCGCUGUUCUCUUAUGACCUCCUGGCGCAAGUCGCCGAGGCUUCUGGUCAAGUUUGGCAUGCGGCCACUGCUUCCGAGUGA
This is a messenger RNA of Symbiodinium sp. CCMP2592, 933 nucleotides long. NCBI's taxonomy places the organism in Eukaryota, Dinophyceae, Suessiales, Symbiodiniaceae. The record is from the annotation of a GenBank genome assembly.